Molecule: messenger RNA, 1637 nt
Organism: Vanessa atalanta (red admiral)
Lineage: Eukaryota; Metazoa; Arthropoda; Insecta; Lepidoptera; Nymphalidae
Gene: Hsp70-14
Product: heat shock 70 kDa protein 14
Exons: 1
Coding region: 175-1596 (473 amino acids)
Biological process (GO): cellular response to unfolded protein; protein refolding
Cellular component (GO): cytoplasm; ribosome
Molecular function (GO): heat shock protein binding; misfolded protein binding; ATP hydrolysis activity
Source: RefSeq, a predicted model, not a curated record
AAUUCCCCAGUUGGAAUUGCCAUUGUCCAUGUUUACUGUCUAAGUCCUUCAAUUUGAGGUUAUAAAAAUUAUGUUUUAAUAAGUUAUACUAAAAUCGUGUUAAUAUAUUAAAAUAUCGUCCUACAUUCUUAUUUUCAAGUCAGAGCGUCGUUAUUAAGUGUAUCCAACUCAAAAAUGGCAACUGCGUAUGGUAUACAUUUGGGUAACAGUUCAGGAUGUUUAGCCGCAUUCACUAAUGGUACCGCAGCGGUUUUAGCGAACGAUGCUGGAGAUAGGGUAACGCCUGCUGUUGUUGCUUUGAAUGGACUGGAAUGGGAAAUUGGUCUACCAGCAAAAUCAGGUCAAGCUUCUUCCAAAGCAAUAAUUAAGAACAAUAAGCGUCUUAUGAACUGUGAUUUUAACGAAGAUGAUGUGGCUUUUGUGGAAAAUGCAUCUUCAUGUCGUAUUCAGAAUGAUGACAAACUAGUGUACGAAUUUGAAACAAGUGAAACAAAACAGUAUUCUAAUCCAGAUCACAUAGCAACAAAAAUAUAUUCUAAACUUUAUACUAUUGCUAGUCAUUCUGUUCAAAAUGAGGGAGACUUAAAACUAGUAUUAGCUGCACCGUUACAUUGGUCUAAUGCAAGCAGGGAGAGGUUAGUAAAAUGUGCAGAGCUCGCUGGGUUUGAUGUCUUGCAAGUUAUAAGUGAACCAGCUGCAGCAUUAUUGGCUUACAAUAUUGAGGAUUCUGCUGAAGAUGUGAAUGUUCUUGUAUAUAGACUCGGAGGCUCAACAUGUGAUGCAUCAGUUAUAAAAGUAUCCAGUGGUUUUAUGUCAGUAGAGAAAAACAUAUUCAGAACAGAUUUAGGAGGACAGUGCCUUACCAAGGACUUAGCUGAUUAUGUAGCUCAGGAAUUCAGACAAAAAUGGAAGCUGGACCCACUUGAGAGCCGCAGAGCCAUGUCCAAAUUAUUAAACCAUGCAGACAAUUGCAAACACAUACUCUCGACCUUAAGCUCUGCACAUGUUUUUAUUGAGUCAUUGCUAGAUGGUGUAGACUGGAGUCAGAAUGUUACUCGUGCAAGAUUUGAAAAUAUUAUUUCAUCAAAGAUAUCUUCAUAUAUAGAGCCAGCUAAGAAAGUGAUUGACAGCUUUGAUGGCAAAAUAAGUAAGAUUGUGCUAUGUGGAGGCAGUAUGAAAAUACCAAAAUUGCAAUCAGCAGUUGCAAGCUUAUUGCCGGAAGCAGAAGUAUAUUCUGGAAUUAAUCCCGAUGAAGUUAUAGCUGUGGGAUGUGCUAAACAAGCUGGAAUGAUUUUAGAUUUACCUGAAUUGUCUCUAUCUAACACUAGUACUGAAAUUGAAUUCUUGGGUAAAGAUAUAUACCUUAAAUAUUUAGAUCAAACAGUUAAGUUAUUCAAAGAAGGAACACCGCCUUUUGCACAGAAUGUUUGUAAAAUUGAGACCGAUAAAGAGGUAAAGGAUAUUAGUUUCACUCUACAUGACAAUCCAGAAAAUGAGCAAUUUGCAAAAGAAACAUUCAAUGUUGAAAGUUUAAAUAAACCAUUCAAAUUAAAAGCAACAUUGCAACCAUCUAAUGUUCUAUUACAAGUUGAAUGAUUUUGUAAAAUAAAAUACUGAAUAUAUACAUAAUUUAAUGA